AUGCGAUACAAGUCUUCCAAGCUUCGUGCCUCUCCUCUUGUUCUAAUCUAUCUAUCUAUCUAUCUAUCUAUCUAUCUAUCUAUCUAUCUAUCUAUCUAUCUAUCUGUUUUUCAUUGUCUGUCUAUCUCAAUUUGUUCAUCUAACUAUGUUUUUCAUUAUCUCUGUCUAUCUCAAUCUGUUCAUUAUCUAUCUAUCUAUCUAUCUAUCUAUCUAUCUAUCUAUCUAUCUAUCUAUGUUUUUCAUUGUCUAUCCCAAUUUAUCUAUCUAUCUAUCUAUCUAUCUAUCUAUCUCAAUUUGUCAUUAUCUGUCUCUCGGCGUGCCUAUCUCUCUGUCUGCAUCUAUCUAUCUAUCUAUCUAUCUAUCUAUCUAUCUAUCUAUCUAUCUCAUUUAUCAUUAUUGGUCUAUUUCAUUUGUUUAUCUAUCUAUCUAUCUAUCUAUCUAUCUAUCUAUCUAUCUAUCUCAUUUAUCAUUAUUGGUCUAUUUCAUUUGUUUAUCUAUCUAUCUAUCUAUCUAUCUAUCUAUCUAUCUAUCUAUCUAUCUAUCUCAUUUAUCAUUAUUGGUUUAUUUCAUUUGUUUAUCUAUCUAUCUAUCUAUCUAUCUUUUUCAUUGUCUUUCUAUCUCAGUCUAUCUAUCUAUCUAUCUAUCUAUCUAUCUCAUUUAUCAUUAUUGGUUUAUUUCAUUUGUUUAUCUAUCUAUCUAUCUAUCUAUCUAUCUUUUUCAUUGUCUUUCUAUCUCAGUCUAUCUAUCUAUCUAUCUAUCUAUCUAUCUAUCUAUCUAUCUAUCUAUCUAUCUCAAUUUGUUUAUUAUCUAUCUAUCUACCUAUCUAUCUCUGUUUUUCAUUGUCGGUCUAUCUGUCUAUCUGAAUUUGUUAAUCUAUCUAUCUAUCUAUCUAUCUAUCUAUCUAUCUAUCUAUCUAUCUAUGUUUUUCAUUAUCUCUGUCGGUCUGUUUGUCUGUCUAUCUAUCUAUUUAUCUAG
This is a messenger RNA of Acanthosepion pharaonis, 975 nucleotides long. NCBI's taxonomy places the organism in Eukaryota, Metazoa, Mollusca, Cephalopoda, Sepiida, Sepiidae. The record is from the annotation of a GenBank genome assembly.